Molecule: messenger RNA, 684 nt
Organism: Anastrepha ludens (Mexican fruit fly)
Lineage: Eukaryota; Metazoa; Arthropoda; Insecta; Diptera; Tephritidae
Product: coiled-coil-helix-coiled-coil-helix domain-containing protein 1
Exons: 3
Coding region: 138-509 (123 amino acids)
Biological process (GO): mitochondrial translation
Cellular component (GO): nucleoplasm; mitochondrion; mitochondrial ribosome
Molecular function (GO): RNA binding
Source: RefSeq, a predicted model, not a curated record
UUAUGGGCAUCAGCUGUUCAGCUGUUUUUUGUGGUUUGGCAGCAACGUUGUGUUCAUGUAACCAAGAAGUUAAAUUACUGUGUGUUUUUAUACUGGCAUAAUAAAUACUUGGUGGAUACAGUAAAUAGAUAAUUAAAAUGCGUGUGCCCUCUGCCAUAUUCGCCUAUAAAAAUCGUGAUGCUCGUGCACCGCAGAAAGAACAUGCAGUGCCGUUCCAAGAAAUAUUACCUCUUCGUUUAAAAAAUAGAGUAAGCGGUAAAGCAGAUUCUACGUCCGAUGUGGCUUGCUUGCAGGAAAUGGGAGUACUUUUCGCGUGCCUCAAAGAUAAUGAAUUUGUAGAAAAGUAUUGCAAUAAGGAAAUACAGCAAUUCCAAAAAUGUUAUAAAUUUUUUGCGGACUCAAAAUUCGAAGCAAAGAAAACUGUGAACCAGGGUAUAAUAACACCAGGCAAAAACCUCAACUAUAAACAGCUCAACAAGUACAUGCGACGCUUUCCAAAUCCACAGUAGUCCUUGCUACAUGUCCAUAUCAAUAAUGAACAAUAAAUUAUUUCAACAAGGGCAUAUCAUUGAGUAUAACAAGAUGACAGUUUAGCCUGGACCAGAGAAAAUGCAUGUUGUUCAGGGAUAUAAGACGAAAAAACUGUUGGCUCAAGUUGUGUUAUGCUAACUAGAAAUACUAAGG